This is a messenger RNA of Argiope bruennichi, 5242 nucleotides long. Its product is annotated as gastrula zinc finger protein XlCGF8.2DB-like. The record is from RefSeq and is a predicted model, not a curated record. Lineage: Eukaryota; Metazoa; Arthropoda; Arachnida; Araneae; Araneidae. The transcript has 2 exons. Gene Ontology annotation, cellular component: nucleus. The coding region runs from base 347 to 1309 and encodes 320 amino acids.
CAUAAAAAAAAAUCAGUUGUGUUCUUUUUUUAAGUCAUAGUGUCAUCUAAUUUUGUUCAUUUAACGAGUUAAUGUUUAAAGAGUUAAUAAACUUUUAACAUAAAAUAUCCACUUCAGGAUGCAGUAAAUUUGUAUCAAUAAUACUACUAAGUUCUGUUGAAGUCUAUAAUUUUGUCAGAAAAUCUAACAGAUGACCAGAUUCAAAGUAACGACAGAAUUUAUUUCGAGAUGAAAACAAAUAUGAAGGUAAUGAUGUACAGAUGAAAAUAAUUCCCAAAGAAAUGAACUUCAACUUUUUUCCUUUCUAAAAUAAUAAUAAUAAUAAAGUAUGUUCAGAAAAUAGACGAUGGACUCUUCUAUAGCAGCAAAUGAAGCAGAAUUUGUUGAUGAUUCCUGUGCUAAAGCAUCUGAUAAUGGCAUAAAUGUCCAAGCUGAAGAAACAUCCGUUUGCUUGAGGCUUUUCAUAUGUAAUAUAUGUGAUAAAGUAUUUUCUCGGAGAGCUAAAUUCAAUCUACAUUCUCGAAUUCAUAAGAAAGUGAAUCGCUAUUCUUGCGAAAUAUGCAAAAAAGGAUUUUGUGACAGAAGCCACUUUAAUCAGCAUUAUCAAACUCAUACGAAUGAAAAACCUUAUUCUUGUGAAUUAUGUGGAAAACAGUUUUCUCAAAAAGGUCAUUUAAAUUGCCAUUCUCAACUUCAUAAAAGUGAAAAACCCUUUUCUUGUGACAUAUGUGGUAAAAGAUUUUCUCUGAAACGUUAUGUGGAUAGUCAUUAUCGCAUUCACACGAAGGAAAAGCCUUUCGCUUGUGAUAUCUGCAGUCAACAAUUUUCUCAUAAAUCCGAUUUAAAUAGACAUCUACGUAUUCACACGAAGGAAAGGCCUUUUGCUUGCGAUAUCUGCAGUAAACAAUUUUCGCAUAAAUUUGCUUUAAAUAGACAUCUACGUAUUCACACGAAGGAACGACCUUUCGCUUGUGAUAUCUGCGAUAAACAAUUUUCUGAUAAAUCUGAUUUAAAUAGACAUUUACGUAUUCACACGAAGGAAACGCCUUUCGCUUGUGAUAUCUGCAAUAAACAAUUUUCUGAUAAAUCUGAUUUGAAUAGACAUCUGCGUAUGAACACGAAGGAAGGGCCUUUUGCCUGUGAAAUCUGCAGUAAACAAUUUCCUCAUGAAUCUGAUUUAAAUAGACAUCUACGUAUUCGCACAAAGGAAAGGUCUUUCGCUUGUGAUAUCUGCAGUAAACAAUAUUUUUAUAAAUCUAAUUUAACUAGACAUAAACUUAGUCACUCGAGAGAAAAAACUUUAUUCUAGCAUUAUAUGCAAUAAAACUUUUUAUGUGAUAAUUGAUUUAAAUAAAAACAUACGUAUUCAUUCAAAUAAAAAAGCUUUACUCUUCUGUUGUUAGCAGUGCAGAAAUUUCCCGGAAACAUUUCAAAGAUCAUUAUCGAGUUCAGAUAAACGAAAAAUUGUAUUCUUCUUAUGUAGAUAACAAAGAGUUUUCUCAGAAAUAUUUAAAAGAUCUUAAUCAAACUCAAACAAAUGAGCAACCUUAUUCAUCUGAUGUAAAUAAUGAAGAAUUUUUUGAGAAACAUUUAAAGGAUACAAUACGACUCUUGUGUUAUACGUAAUAAGAUAUUUCACUUCAAAACUAGUUUAAAUGUGCACUAUCGAAUUCAUACAAAUGAAAAACCUUAUUCUUGUGAUGUAUGCGGUAAAAGUUCUUCUCAAAAAGCAUGUUUCAAUUCCCAUUAUCAACUUCAUAAAAAAGAAAAGCCUCUUUCGUGCAAUGUAUAUGAGAAAUUUUUUUUCUCUGAAACGUUAUUUCAUUAUCUAUUGUCAGUCUCACAUAAAGGAAAAAUGCAUUUCUUGUGAAGUAUGUAAUAAACAGUUUUCUCGUAAAUAUGAUUUAAAUAGACAUUUACAUUCGCGCGCACAUGUGAAACACUUUUUCCUUGUGCUCUACGUCAUAAACUAUCUUGUCUGAAUAGCGAUUAAAACAAGCAUUUUCAUACUCAUAACAGCGAAGAAUUUCUUUCUUGAAAGAUACAGUAAAAAUUUAUAUAGGAAUAUUAUUAAGGAAAAAAAAAAGCUUUUUUUUUUAUUCAUACAGAAGAAAAGCCUUAUUACAUAUUUAAUAAAACAUUUUUUUAGAAAUGUUAUUUGAGAGUUUAAUAAUUAUACACACAAAUUCCAUAAAAAUAUCACCUUAUUUUUGUGAUGUAUGCAAAGAACAACUCACUGAUGCUGUUCGUUCUCGCAUUCGGAGAAACUCCCGUUUGCGUACCGAUAUGAAAAGUGCUUAAGAAAUGCUUAAAUUUGAAAACCAUUUUUAAGCACCUUAAAAGUGUUUGGUUUUGAAAAAGAUGUCCUUAAAAAGGGCUUAAUUUUCUUGAAGUGUAAAGGCAGCAUUUUAUUCAUUUUGUUUUCCCACACGUUGAAUUCGAUAAUUUGAAAGCAUAGUGGUAAUGCCUUGUUUAUCAGACGUAUCAAGAAAGAAAACCAAGAAAAGAGAAGAAUUCGGACAAGGAAUCCAGGGCAAAAUAGAUCCAGGGGUGCCAACACAUAUUUGAUGAGUUUUGUUCAAUUUUGAAGCAAUGCCAUACAUUGUCUCGUGCUGGCCUUAAAAAAAACGCUUCAACUAACAAUUUUUAUUCUCAUUUUGCUUCUAACUAUAGAAUUGGCUCUUUUUUAACUUUACGAAUUUGUUUCUUUAUUUAUACAAACUAGAGGUUGUUAAAGCAUUUUCAUUUCUUCUUAAAAUAUAUAAUCACAUUUUUAUCCAAUUUUUUAAAAGUUAUAAUAAGAAUUUUAUAUACAUAUGUCAGUUAAAAAGCAAGUUUUUAUUAAAUUUUUGAAAUGCAAAAACAUUCGACAAAAGGUCUUUACUAAACUUCAGAGGUAAGAAGCGGUGAAAAUUUUUUAUAGCCUGACCAUUUCUGAACGCUGCUACUCUUUUAUAAUAAAUAAAAAAAAAAAAAGGAUUUAAGAAAUUCAUUUAGAACACAGCAUUCUACUGUCAUCAAUUUCAUCUCAGUUUUGCCAGUCUUAUGAUGGUAGCCAUUCCGAAAUGUUUGGCUUUACAAGAGUGCCACUAAAAUUUCUAAACAGAGCAAGUUAGUACAGGAGGAAAUUUUCAUUUUCCAUCGAACCUUAUUUGUUGUUACAUAUAUACAUAACAUAUUUGAACUAAAAGUGUCUUGUAUAUAAAAGUGUUUUUAUUGUUGUUGUUGUUGCAUGGUGAUUAUAUGUAGAAACAGUAUUGUAUUGUAAGGAUGUCGAAUUCAAGUAAUAGCAUAGAUCGGAUAAAUAAAAUCUAAGAUUAUGUGGACGAAGGGGAAAAAAAUCAGUUAAUUUUUUAGAAACAUAGGUUCUCUCUAUAUAGGUUCAUACUCACAGUUCAUAGGUAACAUAGGUUCUAACUCUAUGAAAAUAUUUGCAAAAUGCAUGCAUCUCAACUUCAUUGGAUUUUGCUUUAAAAUCUGAACGGUCCUCCAUUUGAAUAUGGUUAGGAGGAACCGUGGUGGCCUGGUGGUAAGAUCUCGGCUUCGUAAUCGGAAGGUUUCAGGCUCGAAACCCGAUUCCACCGAAGAAAUGCCAUUUAAGUGGUUCUGGUGCAUUAUAAAUCCGUCGGGGCCCCUCCUGCUGGUGUAGUGUGGAAAUUUGGAUAGGGUUGCCAGUUCAGGCGUCGUCCUCGUCAUCUGACCAUGGUUCGAGAUUCGUCCCAAAAUAGCUUUAGUGUUGCUUUAAAAUGGGACGUUAAUAUAACUGAUCUGAAUUGUUUUCUAUCUAUGGCGAAAACAAAGAAAAAAUUUCCCUCCAAGAAUUUAAAAUCUUCAAACUGUAUUUCAAAAUCAGUUUUAAAACUUAUACAUUUCCCUUAUUUUUUUAAAAUACUUUGCAGUUUAAAUUUGAAUUCUUCAUUUUGUAUCUUGGAAAAUAAACAUACUAUAUAUCUGCGAUCGUGUUCGAUAUUCUGAAUGCCAUACAAUAUCGUGAAAAUAUAGAGCUACUGCUGUGCAUUUUGUGCUGAUAGAGCAUGCUAAAUUCUCCAUUUUUCAAAGAACAAGCUUACAUUGCAAUACUUUAACUUGACGACACAUCCUUGGAAUUAUUUUUUUUUAUCAUAAUGGGUUUAAAUUUAAAUCGAAUAAGUGUUUUGUUAUAUCAGCCGAAUCGGAUUAAAGCUUGCAGUUAUUUUGUAUCUCUUAUAGCUCUUAUAUUGCUGUCUGGUUAUUAAAAUCUGACCUUGUCUUCGUUCAAUAUGCAUAUAUGUAUUUUUAGUAUAUAUAUGUACAUAUAUUAGAAAAAUUUCAAAUUAAACUAUGAAUUGUUAUUAAAUGUUUUGUCAUAUUCUCUCAUGUUUGCUGAACUGCAAAUAUAUCCGUUGCAUUAAUUCAUAAUGUGUUAAAUAAAUUUGACCAUAAUACAUUUUUCCGUUAGAGGAAAUCUGCUUUAUAGGGUCAUCUGUGCUUCACUUGAUAAAUAUUUCCGUCUUGGAAAAUGAAUGAUAUUCCUUUCUUUCCCAUGAAGCUGCCUUUCAAUAUAAAAGGGGAUGUUGUAGUUGUUUGUUUUACUAAAAUAAUCCUGCAAUUAUUUGCUUCUUCAUUUGCAGAAUAAAUUUUCAGAAAUUCUACUUUUGCAUCUUCUGUAUACCAUACUUAAAAUUUAGGCAUUUACAUUUACUGAAGUGAUUUAAUUAAUUUUGUGAUAAAUAAUUGAUAAAAAGCAUUUGUUUUAAAGAUGACCCGAUCUUAUUGCAAAGAUUUCCCUUUAGUACCAAACUUUUCUCCUGAUCUAUUUGCCAAGACUUCCUUUUAUCCCAAACUUUUUUCCUGAUCCAUUUACAAAUACUACUUUUAAUCCCAAACUUUUCUCCCGAUCCAUUUGGAAUGAUGAAUGUUUGUGUAUCUUUCUAGUCCGUCAUUGAUAUCUGUUUUUAUGACUUUAUAUUUUAAAUAUUUCUAUAUGUCAGUAUUAUGGUCUUUGUUAGCAGUAAUAACAGUUUGUAGAAAUAAUGCUGAUUAUGACUUCACACUCCAUGUAUGUGUAUUAAUGUAUAAAGAAUUCGUUAUGCAUGCGAAUGAGAAUUAUUCUGGAAGCCAAAUAGAUGAAUAAAUAAUUUAACGAUUCAUGUUAUAUAUUAUUAUUUUACUUAUACCGAAGCAAUCAGGCCAAAGAAAUUUCGCAACAUUUAUUUAUUCUUCUAGUAAGUGUUAUAAUUUGUAGAUAUUAAGAAAAACCCAU